Messenger RNA from Cebus imitator (Panamanian white-faced capuchin), 853 nucleotides. RefSeq names its product tachykinin precursor 3 (gene TAC3). NCBI's taxonomy places the organism in Eukaryota, Metazoa, Chordata, Mammalia, Primates, Cebidae. Gene Ontology annotation, biological process: tachykinin receptor signaling pathway; positive regulation of blood pressure. The transcript has 7 exons. The record is from RefSeq and is a predicted model, not a curated record. The coding region runs from base 188 to 562 and encodes 124 amino acids.
GAGCGUUUAUCAGGGAGCUGGGACGGAGUGACUGGCACCUUCCCAGAUCCCCGCCACUCGGUUUGUCUCUUUGCAGCAGCACAGGCAGCACCAGUGUGUGAGGGGAGCAGGCAGAGCUCCCAGCCAUCUCCCUGAUCCUGCUAGAACACCUAGCCCCAGGCACAGAGCUGCUCCACAGGUAGGCACCAUGAGGAUCACGCUGCUAUUCACAGCCAUCCUGGCCUUCAGCCUAGCUCAGAGCUUUGGGGCAAUCUGUAGUGAGUCACAGAAGGAGGUGGCUUCUCGCGGGGGCCACAACAAGAAGGACAUGAAUCUCCACCAGCUGGUCCAGAGACUCUACAAAAUCCACUCCUUUUCUCUGGAGGAACUGCUCAUAGCCCUGAGCCAGGCUAUCUUGGAUUCUAGGGGAUCAGAAACACCACUUCCCCGGAAACGUAACAUGCAGGACUUAUUUGUGGGACUUAUGGGCAAGAGGAACGUCCAGCCAGACUCUCCUACUGAUGGGAAUCAAGAGAAUGUCCCUAGCUUCAGCGCCCUCAAGUAUCCCCCCAGUGUGAAAUGAGCACUCUACUUUUGGACCCUUGGACUACGUCAGGAAGACCUGUCUCCCUGCCCCAAUCCCCAGGUGCACAUGCUCCCAUUGCCCUUUUUCUUCCCCAUUCUUGUAACAUUCUUGUGAUUCGACUCCUUCCCUAUCUUUUCCACCUGACCCUGGCAUGAAAACUGCAUAGUGAAUAUCCCCAAUCCCAAUGGGCAUUGACUAUAGAGUCCCCUAGAGUUCCUGAAGUGUCCUACAUUAAAAAUAUAAUGUCUCUCUACUCCUCAACAAUAAAGGAUUUUUGCAUAUGAAUGA